AUGUUGAAUUUUAUUCUUUUGCAAAAUAGGCAAGGAAAAACCAGAUUUUCUAAAUGGUACAUUAAUUGCAAUGAAACUAAGCAAAAGAAAAUAGAAAGGGAUAUAAACAAAAUUUUAAUAAAUAGAAGCAGAUCCUAUGCAAAUAUAUUUAUUUAUGAAAAUUUUAAAAUUGUAUAUAGAUUAUACGCAGGAUUAUAUUUUGUUGUAUGCAUUGAAAAUGAAAACGAAUUAUACAUUUUGGAAUUCAUUCAUUUUAUGGCUCAAUUAUUAGACAAUUUCUUUACUAAUGUUUGCGAGCUAGAUUUAUUAUUUAAUUUUCAUUUUCUGUAUUAUUUUUUUGAUAAUAUUAUAUUAGGAGGAUAUAUAUAUGAAGUUAAUAAAAAUAUUAUAUUAGAUAAAAUAAAUAAAAUUAAAAAGCUCAUAUAA
Plasmodium relictum is the source of this 426-nucleotide messenger RNA. RefSeq names its product AP-2 complex subunit sigma, putative. Gene Ontology annotation, biological process: intracellular protein transport; vesicle-mediated transport. Gene Ontology annotation, cellular component: intracellular membrane-bounded organelle; membrane coat. The transcript has 3 exons. The record is from RefSeq and is a predicted model, not a curated record. Lineage: Eukaryota; Apicomplexa; Aconoidasida; Haemosporida; Plasmodiidae. The coding region runs from base 1 to 426 and encodes 141 amino acids.